This is a messenger RNA of Hipposideros armiger (great roundleaf bat), 2312 nucleotides long. It is a transcript of the gene SCIN, whose product is annotated as scinderin. The transcript is spliced from 13 exons. The record is from RefSeq and is a predicted model, not a curated record. Lineage: Eukaryota; Metazoa; Chordata; Mammalia; Chiroptera; Hipposideridae. Gene Ontology annotation, biological process: central nervous system development; cell projection assembly; barbed-end actin filament capping. Bases 222 to 1628 code for a protein of 468 amino acids. Gene Ontology annotation, molecular function: actin filament binding; phosphatidylinositol-4,5-bisphosphate binding. Gene Ontology annotation, cellular component: actin cytoskeleton; cytoplasm.
UUUAUCAAUGGUGUGGUUCCUCAUGUAACAAAUACGAGCGUCUGAAGGCAAGCCAGGUCGCCAUUGCUAUUCGGGACAAUGAAAGGAAAGGCAGAUCUCAAUUAAUUGUGGUGGAAGAAGGAAGUGAACCGUUUGAGCUUAUACAGGUUUUAGGAAAAAAGCCGAAGCUUAGGGAAGAAGAUGAUUAUGACGACACCUUAGCAGACAUAUAUAAUAGGAAGAUGGCUAAACUGUACAUGGUUUCAGAUGCCAGUGGAUACAUGAGAGUGACUGUGGUGGCAGAAGAAAACCCCUUCUCCAUGGCAAUGCUGCUUUCCGAAGAAUGCUUUAUUUUGGACCAUGGUGCUGCAAAACAAAUUUUUGUAUGGAAAGGUAAAAAUGCAAACCCCCAGGAGAGAAAGGCUGCAAUGAAGACAGCUGAACGUUUCCUACACCAAAUGAAUUAUCCCAUUAAUACCCAAAUUCAAGUGCUUCCAGAAGGAGGCGAAACACCAAUCUUUAAACAGUUCUUUAAGGACUGGAGAGAUAAAGAUCAGAGUGAUGGCUAUGGGAAAGUAUAUGUCACAGAGAAAGUGGCUCGAAUAAAACAAAUUCCUUUUGAUGCCUCUAAAUUACAUAGUUCUCCGCAAAUGGCAGCCCAGCACAAUAUGGUGGACUAUGGGUAUGGCAAAGUGCAGAUUUGGCGUGUAGAAAACAAUGGUAGGAUUGAAAUUGACCAAAAUUCAUACGGUGAAUUCUAUGGUGGUGACUGCUACAUUAUACUCUACACUUACCCCAGAGGACAGAUUAUCUAUACGUGGCAAGGAGCAAAUGCCACAAGAGAUGAGCUGACGACAUCUGCAUUCCUGACAGUUCAGUUGGACAGGUCCCUCGGAGGACAGGCUGUGCAGAUCCGAGUCUCCCAGGGCAAAGAGCCUAUGCACCUGCUGAGUUUGUUCAAAGACAGACCGCUCAUUAUUUACAAGAAUGGGACAUCAAAGAAAGGAGGUCAGGCGCCGGCCCCCCCUGUACGCCUCUUCCAAGUCCGGAGAAACCUGGCAUCUAUCACCAGAAUCGUGGAGGUAGAUGUUGAUGCAAAUUCGUUGAAUUCUAAUGAUGUGUUUGUCCUCAAACUGCAACCAAACAAUGGCUACACCUGGAUAGGAAAAGGUGCAAGCCAGGAGGAGGAGAAAGGAGCAGUGUACAUAGCAAGUGUGCUCAGGUGCAAAGCCACAGAGAUUCGUGAAGGACAGGAACCAGAGGAGUUUUGGAAUUCCCUUGGAGGGAAAAAAGACUACCAGACCUCUCCACUGCUGGAAACCCAGGCUGACGACCACCUGCCUCGGCUCUAUGCCUGCUCCAACAAGACUGGAAGAUUCGCUAUUGAAGAGGUUCCAGGAGAGUUCACCCAGGAUGAUUUAGCAGAAGAUGAUGUCAUGUUGCUAGACGCUUGGGAACAGAUUUUCAUUUGGAUUGGCAAAGAUGCCAACGAAGUCGAGAAGACAGAAUCUCUGAAGUCUGCCAAAAUGUACCUUGAGACAGAUCCUUCUGGAAGAGACAAGAGGACACCAAUUAUCAUCAUAAAACAGGGCUAUGAGCCGCUCACGUUCACAGGCUGGUUCCUGGGCUGGGAUUCCAGCAGGUGGUAAACUGGUUUUUGUAGGAAAUAACAAACCAACAACCAUUUUGGAGUAGUGUCCCACUGCUGUUUUGAGGGGACAAAGGGGGGCUGUGUUUGACUUUAGAAAAUUAACCUCAGCCCUGUGGCGAUUAGUCAAUGCUUAGUAUUGGUUUGAAAUUCUUUUUAAACUGGAAUUUUCAUACGUUAGUAUUUUUAAAUGACCUAAACAUUUGUGAUGGACCAUUGUUAGCUCUGCCGAAAACAGAUUUAAAUAUUUUUUACAUGACCUCUUAAAGGUGAAAAGCUACUCACACGGUCGGGGAGCGUGUCAGGAAAUUUUAUAAUUCAGGAGCCAUUAGCCAAGCUAGUUCCUUAACGUGCCAGAGAAGAAAGCCGGAAUGCCUUGCAAGUUCUUCUCCUUUCCAUGCUGCGUUCAAAAGAGGAGUGUAUUUGCAGUAAGGUUUAUGUUAAGAUGGCUUUAAAAGUUUAUUGUUUUCCUUCUUUAGCCAAUGUGACUCUGAUACAUAUCAUUAAUUCCAAAGUGUCAUUUUUCUAAGAAAAGCUUUACCUUUCUUGCCUUUUUCAAAGCCUUUGAAAGCACAGCUCUUACAUGACAAAAUAAUUUGUAUUCUUAUCCAUAUAUAUAUAUAUACAUAUAUAUAUAUUUGACAGUACAUGUUUAAUAUCACUAAAGAUAUAUACAAAAAAACUU